AUGCGACUUCUACUUUUGAUUGUUGGCUGUCUGUUCUGCUUAGUUUUUGGCCAGAUCAAUGGAACACCAGAGUGCCGGCCACCAUCUGUAAUUUUGGUUAAACCAGUUAUUAAUCCCCGGCGAGCUCCACCAAUCAUCAGACCUCCGAGGCCACCACCACCAAAGGUUGUUCGACCUCCUGUGAAGCCACCUAUCAAAAGACCACCGAUUGUACCUCCUAGGAUAACGAGAAGACCACCGAUUGCUCCUCCUAGAAUCACCAGAAGACCACCGAUUGCUCCUCCUAGGAUCACCAGAAGACCACCAAUUCCACCUGCCACCAGGAAACCCACAAGACGCCCAGUUACCGCCAGACCAAUUAACCCAGUGCGAACCACAAGAAAGUUUUUGAUUUGGUCAAAGAGUCCCACAAGACUUUUACCCACCAGGCCACAUAUAAGACCAACUUUAUGGACUAGGCCGAAUAUAAGACCCACCAGACCUCCAGUGCGUCCUCCUUUGCCCACCGUUCGUCCCACAGUUCCCAGGGUUCGCCCCACUUUAUGGACCAGACCUCCUUUAAGAGUUACAAUAAGACCCACUAAUAGACCUCCUGUAACAAGACCACCUGUAAGACCAACCACUAGACCACCCAGACCAACAAUGCGUCCUACAAGACCCACCCUUUGGACAAGAUCACCCACUCGAAAUACACAACAAACCACUAGACGUUUAACCUUCAUCUUUGAGGGAUCUUCUGCUUCUCCUGUAACACCAAGGGUCAUCACUCAAGAUCCUAGAAUAACGAGAACGACAAAGAGGUUAAUCUUUAUAUUUCCAAGGGACACCACCGCCAUGGCAAGAGGUCCAAAUUGGACAGUUCAUCCCACAGGUCGUCCUCGAAGAGUUACUUUAGUAGCAUAA
This is a messenger RNA of Drosophila serrata, 903 nucleotides long. RefSeq lists its product as uncharacterized. NCBI's taxonomy places the organism in Eukaryota, Metazoa, Arthropoda, Insecta, Diptera, Drosophilidae. The record is from RefSeq and is a predicted model, not a curated record.